AUGGGGGACCGAGGAGGGCAAAAGCGAAAGCUCGAGGAGCUUGCGAAAGGGCUGGGUGACUUGAAGACUGUUCAGCAGCAGCAACAGGAGCAGUUGAACUCGCUGCAAACCCGUGUGGACCGGAUCGAGAAGUCAACAACGUUGGUUAUCGAACAUUCGGUACAGGUGGAAGCAGCAUAUAAGCAAGCCGAGGAUACCCGUGACUUCAAGAGGCUGUCGAAGCUAGCAGCAGAAGCCCUCGGAGCUGAGCUCGGACCGAAGGUCCAGUUGCCGUACCCCCUGCCGACGGAGAGUCCAGAACAGUGGAGCACUGCUGAGGAGGGGCGUCCGCCCCAGGCGGUUGCGACGACGUGGUGGGCGUUCAUCACGGCCCUUUUAGUAGGGACGAGAUUUGUGCUGCCCAACAAGUUGAGGUCCUGGAGGGACCCCAAUACGAACCAGCGUGUGAGAUCGCCAGGACACUUCCUGUUUAAGCUUGAGUUCGGGGACCUGUCGUUUGCUGUGGCGCGUGCGCUGCAGGCUGGUUUGGGAGCACAUAUCAACCAGUGCAAUCGUGAGCGCCGUGAGGCCGGUGAAGGAGACCAGUUGACAGUCUUCAUACAUCGCACAGCUGAGGAGCAGCAGCGCCGAAAUCGCAGAUCUGACAAUUCGAAUGGAAACCAAGGUAAUCAGGGCAACUGA
Messenger RNA from Symbiodinium necroappetens, 681 nucleotides. The record is from the annotation of a GenBank genome assembly. Lineage: Eukaryota; Dinophyceae; Suessiales; Symbiodiniaceae.